Messenger RNA from Gregarina niphandrodes, 3321 nucleotides. RefSeq lists its product as hypothetical. The transcript has a single exon. Bases 1 to 3321 code for a protein of 1106 amino acids. NCBI's taxonomy places the organism in Eukaryota, Apicomplexa, Conoidasida, Eugregarinorida, Gregarinidae. The record is from RefSeq and is a predicted model, not a curated record.
AUGGAUGACUGGCACGUAGAAUGGGUCCGACGUGAUCCAGACGGAAAGCUGGUGAUACAUCGGUCACCCAUACGGCAAUCGAUUACUCAGGCUAUUCAUAAUAUAAGACUACUAGGCAGCUCCCUAUACUCUAAAUUCGGACGAGUUGAUGGCCGGUUACUCGAUCGAUUAGAACGGGAAUUCGCCCAUUUUAAGCGUACACACAAUACAGAUAUCCUCGUCGAACAUGUAGUUGAACCUGCUGCCCUCGAACAACCUGGCGCCGUCAAACGAGCCGCCGAAGAAGCCGCCAGACGCGCCGCGGAACGCACGGCUGAAUUCAGUGUUAGACGACAAAAACGCGGGCGAGAACGGGAAGAGGCUAACCAAGAACGGGAAGAGGCUAACCGAGAACGGGAAGAGGCUAACCGAGAACGGGAAGAGGCUAACCGAGAACGGGAAGAGGCUAACCGAGAACGGGAAGCGGCCAACCGACAAGGCGCUGGUCGAGGAGGCGCUAGUCGAGGAGGACCUGACCAAGGAGGACCUGACCAAGGAGGACCUGACCAAGGAGGACCUGACCAAGGAGGACCUGACCAAGGAGGACCUGACCAAGGAGGACCUGACCAAGGAGAACCUGACCAAGGAGGACCUGACCAAGGUGGCGGCAAAAAUGAGCUGCAAGACCGCGGCCCCCAGAACCUAGACAAACAGGGAGACACCGUUUCUGCAGCAAUGAAAGCCUUUCAAGGCGAUGCAACCGCCGCUGAGCGGACUAGCGAGCGGAGUAACGAUCGAACUAGUGAAACGUGCAGGGCGAACCAUUCGUGCAGUGAUGCGGCUGCUUCAUGUUCAACCCCGGGCGAGAUUGCUGACCAAAGUAUCCUCCAGCCUGUAAUGCAGCGUUCCCUCCAGACGGAGACAAGAAAGACUGCCAACCAGGCGGAGACGAAGACUGUUGAGCAAACGGAGACAAGAAAGACGGUUAACCAGGCGGAGGCGAAGAUUGUUGGCCAGCCGGUCUCGCCGGGUAAUGUGCCCAGAAGGAUGGUGGUGAGAAGUUCUAUUGGUAGUGCAAUCGUCAUCGCAAUUCUCAUAUUGUUACAGGUCCCUCGAUUGCUGAAGGUUUCGCGUCGUAAAGAACUGGUCAAGAAGCGAUUGCACUCGGCGUCAGGGGAGCGACGAAAAAACCGUACAUUGUCCGUUGACGAAAGAGACCAACGAGGAGACAAGUCCAAGGCGCUCCGGGAACAACUGGAGCGUAAGGAACAACUGGAGCGUAAGGAACAACUGGAGCGUAAGGAACAACUGGAGCGUAAGGAACAACUGGAGCGUAAGGAACAACUGGAGCGUAAGGAACAAGUGGAGCGUAAGCAACAACAGCCGCAGCAAAACUGUAUUCAAGAUUCUUGUGGGACCGACAAGUACGUUUGUACAAUAGGAGAUGACAAGCGGAAGGGGCGCCACAGUAUCUACGUUCAGGGUGCCUCGGUGCCUGUGAAUACGGCUGACUGUGGUGGAAGGCAGUUUUUGGACAACAAGGGUAAGAGAAUUACGGACAAGGCCGAGAAGGGAGUAACGGAAACAGACGCGAAUGACAGAGACGGCGACGGCAGAGACGUAAUGGGUAGAGACACCAAGGAGAAGAAACCCAGAGAGAAAGCAGCGAAGGAUAAGGGAGCGAAGGAUAAGGGAGCGAAGGAUAAGGGACUGAAAACCGACUAUGAAACUGCCUCGGGCCGGGGGAGUUGCGUGGAUCACGUCCCAUUCUCGAGACCGAACAGAAUGAAGGCGUAUCUGAAUUUGGGUCGAGAUCAGUUAUUUCGAGAGGACUUGACUGUUGCAGAUGAGACCGCCGAGUCGUCUGACUUGGCUGCGUCAGAACGAGCUCCGUCAGACCGGGCUACUUCGGAGCUUGCCGGCGAUGAGGAUAACGGACUGCGUCAGAGAAAAUUGUAUAAAGCGUUGGCAGAUAAAGCGAUGGCGGAGAGAGAACAGGAAUUCCAAGUGCGUGAGCGAGCCGUGAAGCUUCGAGAAGAAAGGUUGGCAACGUGCGAUCGGGACUUGAACCGAAUGCGAGAGGAUUUGAGCCGCGAUCGAGCGUCGUUGCGCGCGCAGCAGGCUGCGGUGAACGCUUUGGAGAAGCAGGUCGCCGCCAUGCAAGCAAAGGCAGCCAACGACUCUGUGAUUGCCGCCGGCUUGCUGGAGGACGCCCGGCGGCAAACGGAUGAGUUGGAGAGCCGUCAGCGAUUAAUGGCUCGCGACGAAAAGGUGUUGCAAACGCGUGUGCAAUUAUGCGAAGACCGGAGUAAAAAACUGGAUAACCGCGAGCGGGAAUGCGAGCUCCGUCUGGAGUCGUCCAAACAGAUCAUAAGUCGAGCAGAGGCGAUUGAAGCUCGUGAGGCGUCGCUCCGGGAUCUGGAGCAGCGUCAGGACCGGCGAGAGCGAGCGCUUGUUUUGAAGGAACAAAAUCUUGUUUUGAAGGAGCAAGAGCUGCACUUGGCGAAUGAGCAAUGGGACUCGAAAAGGGCGGCAACCGAAGAAGCAGAGAAGAGGAUCCAAGGACUGGAGCAGGCAUCUCUGCAGCGCCUCGACGAACAGUCCGAAACUUUGAGGAAACGCCAGCAGGCUUUAGCGGAUCAGGAGAAGGCGUUGGACGAGCAGCAUGCCGUCAUGGAGCGCCGACUGGCGGACGUGGCCGCCGCGGAGCAGGCGAUGAAGGACCGAGAGAGCGCGCUGGACGAAUUGAAGAACACGAACCAGCGCACCCUGGAGUCGCUGGAGAAGGACCUCCGUGAGCGGCAGGCGGCGCUGCUGGUGCGGUUGAACGAGCUGAAGCUGAAGGAGGACAACAUCAGCAAACAGUCCGAAGAGUUGAGUCGGUGGGGCGAAAGGCUCGAAACGAAGGAGUCUUCCUUGGCGGUCCGCGAAAAAGAGCUCGUGUUGCGAGUGAAAGAAGUGGAACUGCAGGAACGCGAGAGCAUGCUUGCCAGGAAAGAAGAGGCCGUGGCCAAUCGCUCUGCCAACGUCCCGAUUCGGAAGCACUAUGCAUGGAAAGAGACGUUACAAUCGUCUUCCAAAAUAUCCACGUCUUCCGGCGGUGGAGAGGCGGCCAAGACCCAGCCUGGGAGUUCCCGCUUUAGCUGCUUGAAUCCGUCCGAGACGGGCGGUUCCACCGCCAUGAGCUCUGCGCCCAUGAGAUCUACCCUUGGCAAGUCCGUGCCCCCACCGCCGCCUCCCCCUCCGCCUCCCAUACCGCCUAUUGGAGUACUGGACUUCAAAAGCAUUACGGCCCGGGCACCCCCUGGUUUUGACAAAAUCUGGGCAGACGACGACGAAUAG